AUGUAUGCUGAAGAUUAAUAGCUGGUCUAACUAAUGAUGAUAGCUCAGUUGGUAUUUCAGCUAAAAGACCAGAAGAUUAUGAUGUUUUUAUUUUAUCUACAACCAAAAUCUAUUGGAUUAUAAGCAAGAGAAACAGAUAGAGAACACUUAUUUAUCGAUUAAGAAGGAACAGCUGAUAUUUCAUCAUCAUCCAGAUUCGGUAUUAUAGAGGCUCUUGUAACAAAGAGAUUAUUUGAAGGAUUAAUUGUUCUUUAUUAAUUGGAAAAAAUAACAGUUCCAGAUAAGGGCAGAAAUCAUUGUUGCAUAACAUUUUGA
Molecule: messenger RNA, 315 nt
Organism: Paramecium primaurelia
Lineage: Eukaryota; Ciliophora; Oligohymenophorea; Peniculida; Parameciidae
Source: the annotation of a GenBank genome assembly